Scomber japonicus (chub mackerel) is the source of this 2055-nucleotide messenger RNA. RefSeq names its product nucleolar protein 4-like a (gene nol4la). The transcript is spliced from 11 exons. The record is from RefSeq and is a predicted model, not a curated record. Bases 1 to 2055 code for a protein of 684 amino acids. Lineage: Eukaryota; Metazoa; Chordata; Actinopteri; Scombriformes; Scombridae.
AUGGCAACGAAAAAGGCGUGCGUGGAUGCGCCCAAAAGGAGCCGGAGUCCGGUCGUGUUGGAGGCGGAGAUGUUCAGUGAAUUUCAGGACUGGUGUCUCCGGACUUAUGGAGACUCCGGUAAAACAAAGACCGUCACCCGGCGAAAAUAUAACAAAAUCAUGCAGACACUGUUGCAGAACGACGAGUCGGAUGGCGUGUAUGUCGACAACAGCCACAUCAACGCCAAAUUCAAAUUUUGGGUGAAGUCUAAAGGAUUUCAGGUCGGGACCAACGUUUUGGGAGAGCACAACAAGAAAGGAGCUCCAGGGAAACCCGUGCUAUAUGUCCCGGUCAAGUCAACGUGUUCAGAUGGGAAUUCGGCCCAAGACAACUCCUCCCUGAAGCGUGUGGCCGUGGUCGAAGACUUCUUUGACAUCAUCUAUGCCAUGCACGUGGAGAUGGGUGCCGACCCGGGACGAGCACCCAAACACGCAGGCCAGAAGAAGACCUACAAAGCUAUUGCAGAGACCUACGCCUUCCUGCCCAGAGAGGCGGUGACUCGGUUCCUAAUGAGCUGUGGAGAGUGUCAGAAGAGGAUGCACAUCAACCCCAGCACCGCAGAGUUCAAAGAAAAUGACAGACCAACCUCACUGGUCCCGGACCUCAUUGAUUACAACAUGCCUCUGACUGCCACCUACCUGAAACAAAUGAAACUGCAGUGCAUGACGGCCACUGAGAGGGAUGACAGUUCGGUGAGCAGCGAGGACAUGAACAGCGCAGAGCCCACAUGGGUCACAGCUGAGCAGCCCCCAGUGCCUGAGCCCAGCCCACCUAAUGGAGAGCGAGUCAGCAACCCAACAGCCACCAUUAAAGAAGAGGACGAUGACGACUCCUCAGAGAGCGGCAGUGCCAACGGGCUGCCGGCCCUGACCUCCCCGGAAGUGCUGGCUGUGGGUGGGAACCCCCCAGAUGGUGGGGCCCCUUAUGGGGAGGUGACAGAGAACGGGUUGAGUGCCCCCCUGGACUUCAGCACCACCUCGUCCUCAUCCUCCUCAGAGGAUCAGCAGCCGGUCAACCUGAGCGACAGACUGCUGCCAGUCGGGAGCUCGCCGCCAAACUCUUACCCCGCAGAACCCAACAGGAAGUACCCCAUCAAAACAGAGUACGCCAACAAGUCGCCUCCUUACAGCUCAGGAAGCUAUGACUCUGUGAAAACUGAACUGAGCAUGAGCGCAGAGGACUUGACCUCUGGGCGGGCACAGAUAAUCGACGAUGACGACGACGAUCAUGAUGACCAUGAUGACAGUGACAAGAUCAAUGAUGCUGAGGGCAUGGACCCUGAGAGACUUAAAGCCUUCAAUAUGUUUGUGCGUCUGUUCGUGGAUGAGAAUCUGGACCGCAUGGUGCCCAUCUCCAAACAGCCCAAGGAGAAGAUCCAGGCCAUCAUCGAGUCCUGUAGCCGUCAGUUCCCAGAGUUCCAGGAGCGCUCACGCAAGCGCAUCCGCACCUACCUCAAAUCCUGCCGCCGCAUGAAAAAAGGCGGUUUUGAGAUACGACCAACACCUCCUCACCUCACCUCUGCCAUGGCUGAGAACAUCCUCGCUGCUGCCUGCGAGAGCGAAACCCGAAAUGCUGCCAAGAGGAUGCGGCUCGAUGUCUACCAAGCGACGGACGAGCCUGCCUCCGACAAGUCCAACUCGAGGGACCCUGCCUCUGCGGCUCCGACAAGCUUCUCGAUUUCCAGCGCAGCUUUUGCCCAAGACCAGCUCUACACCAACGGAGGCCUCAACUACAACCUGCGGGGAUACGGCACAGUCGGCAGCAACCAGCAGAACGCUACUGCUGCACAAACCAACGGUCCCACAGAUCUGAGUAUGAAGUCCGUCGGCCCCAACUCCUCCUCCUCCAGCUCCAACAGUCACGGUCAGGGAGGCGGCGGUGGCGGAGCUUCGGCCCAGCUCAGCCAUCCGGAGGUCACAGCGGUGAGGCAGCUCAUCGCAGGUUACCGAGAGUCCGCGGCCUUCCUGCUCCGCUCAGCAGACGAGCUGGAAAACCUGAUCCUGCAGCAGAACUGA